This is a messenger RNA of Knipowitschia caucasica, 1530 nucleotides long. Lineage: Eukaryota; Metazoa; Chordata; Actinopteri; Gobiiformes; Gobiidae. The record is from the annotation of a GenBank genome assembly.
AUGGCUUCGGCGCGACGGUCUUGCAGGAAUGAUCCUGAUGUUUUCUGUUACAUCUGCGGAGAUUACACGCUGUCAGUGGACAGGAAGAAUAUCACAGGAUUUGUAAAGCACGCCUAUGAGGCCUACUUUAAAGUCAAGCUGGGUCACCAAGAUAAAUCCUGGGAACCGCACACGGUGUGCAAGACGUGCGUGGAAUACCUCUGGCGGUGGACGAAGGGCACGAAAACUUCACUGAAGUUUGGGAUUCCGAUGGUUUGGAGGGAGCCGCGAGACCAUGCAUCGGAUUGUUACUUCUGCGCCAUCAAUACUACUGGCAUCAACCGGAAGAAUCGGCACAGCCUCCAGUACCCCGACCUGCGAAGAAAUUCCUGUACCAGCGUUCACAGAGCUUCCCGACAGCGACACGAGGCCACCAGUGCAGACGAGGGAGGAUAUGCAGAAGAGGAGUAUAAGGAACAAGAUGCUUGUCAAAGACUUCCUUACUCCGGACUGUUAACCUCCAGACUCAAAGAGAAAAAUCUACUUGGAGAGGACGCGCGUAUCACUUUCUUUCGUAGAAGGCACGAGGACUACAUGGGCUACUUCUGCCAGGAGGAAGACCUCGUGUACUGCCGAGAUGUCGCCGGUCUUCUUGGUAAACUCGGCGCUCCUCAAUACGAUCCGAGAGAUUGGCGACUCUUCAUUGACAGCAACAAGCGCUCUUUGAAGUCUGUGCUCCUCCACAACGGGAACCAGUUCGCCUCAAUCCCUCUUGCGCACUCCACAAGUCUCAAAGAGAAAUAUGGAGCAGUGAAGUACGUGCUCGACAAAAUCCAAUAUGAGCAGCACCAAUGGAUCAGCUGCGUCGACUUAAAGAUGGUGAACUUUCUACUUGGUCAGCAGUCCGGGUUCACGAAGUACCCAUGCUUUAUAUGUAUGUGGGACAGUCGAGACAGAGCCCAGCACUAUGUAAAGAAAGAGUGGCCGGUGCGAGAGCAGUUAGUACCUGGGGUGAGAAACAUCAUAAACGAACCUCUUGUUGACCGGGAGAAGAUAUUGAUCCCACCGCUACAAAUGAAGCUUGGAUUAAUGAAACAGUUCACGCGCGCUCUGGACAAGGAUGGGAGGUGCUUCAACUACCUGUGCCGAGCCUUUCCUCGACUGACCAUUGAGAAGCUGAAAGCCGGCAUUUUCGAUGGCCCACAGAUAUGGCAGCUCAUAAAGGUGGUGAACAACUUCCUGGGGAACACGAAGGCAGCAAACCACGCCAUACUCAUCAGCAAGAUGAUAAAGGCCUUCCAAAAACUUGCGUGUUUGAUGAGUAUAAAGGUUCACUUCCUGUUCUCACACAUGGAGAAGUUUCCUGAAAACCUCGGGGCGAUGAGCGACGAGCAGGGAGAAAGGUUCCAUCAGGACAUGCGCAAAAUGGAGGAGAGGUACCAGGGAAGGUGGGACGCAGUCAUGACGGCGGACUACUGCUGGUCGCUGAAGAGAGACAACCCAGCAACUGCUCACACACGGGAAUCGAAGAAACGCCGAUUUAUGCUGUGA